This is a messenger RNA of Aspergillus mulundensis, 807 nucleotides long. RefSeq lists its product as uncharacterized. The record is from RefSeq and is a predicted model, not a curated record. NCBI's taxonomy places the organism in Eukaryota, Fungi, Ascomycota, Eurotiomycetes, Eurotiales, Aspergillaceae. The transcript is spliced from 2 exons. The coding region runs from base 1 to 807 and encodes 268 amino acids.
AUGAUUGGGUACAAAGGAUGGGACUCCAACGGCUUCUAUAUCGUUUAUCUAUCCAAAACGGCCGACUGGCUCAAAGGCCUUGCGGACUUCAUUCUUACUGCAGUUCUUAUGCUUCCCAUCUACAGGAUAGUGAAGGGCCACAACACCCUUAAAGUCCCACGCCGGGCAGUUGUCGGAGUUCUCGCUGUACUCUGGAUCUGCACUCUCAGCAUUGGGACCAGACUGGCUCUCUACACCGUUUGGGACGAUUACAGGAGUCGACUAGCCAUUGCUCACUCGGUGCUGGUUACUACGCGAAAUAGCAUGACGGUUCUUUGUGUUGCUCUUUGCUCACUUGUCAUGCUGUCCGAGAUGGCGCGGAGAAUGCAUCUUCAUAACUGGGUUGCUCAAACAACGCUACGGCUGCUCAUAUUCUUUCAGUUGGGCGGUAAUCUGCUUGAACUGGGUUACACCACUACAAAUCAUCGGAGUUUUGGGUGGAAUACCACUCUCCUAUCAGCAACAUCUAUACAAAACAAGUAUCCUCGGACGCUGGGCUUAGCCCUGGCUAUUGUAUUCUUCUCUCACUUCUUCUACGCUGGUGCGGUUCUUUGCGCAUUAUAUGCUAUCUCCUCGGCAGAGAUCUGUUCUAAGUGCUCCUAUAGCCCGGUUCCGCAUGCAUGUCAGGACAACAAUACCAGGCCUGAGUUGGAUAUUGUGCAGGCUCCUGCGCAAUCAGUCUUGGAGGGGAUAGAACAUCACCGAGAUGAUUGUUCGCGGUCGCCCACUGUUAUUCAAAGCCGCUGGAACAUUCCGGAGAGCAUUUGA